Histoplasma mississippiense is the source of this 1353-nucleotide messenger RNA. RefSeq lists its product with no specific name. The record is from RefSeq and is a predicted model, not a curated record. The transcript is spliced from 7 exons. The coding region runs from base 1 to 1353 and encodes 450 amino acids. Lineage: Eukaryota; Fungi; Ascomycota; Eurotiomycetes; Onygenales; Ajellomycetaceae.
AUGUGGGACAAAAGUGCGUACCUUGGCUGGUUGAUCGAUCCCGACUUACCCGGCAACGCGGCCGUCGGGAUGAUACAGGAACAAGGUGACGGGGUUUCACUCGAGAAUAAACGACGGUGCUACUCUGUUCGAUGGAGAAAAACAAGAGACGCGUGCCCCCUGAUAAGCGGAAACGCACCGAACACCAACCUCCCGCGCAAGCAGUGGAUAUAUGGCAGUGAUGAGACCCUUCGCAACAAGCUCGUCCUUCUGGAAUCCCUGGUCAAGGGCCUUGUGCCAGAUGCUAACCUGUCUAGCAAUGAUGAGAUGAUCAAAUUGGGAAAAUCCCUAGUCAUUUCACUUCCGAAAGAUGGCACGGGAGCCGACGUGGAGGUGGAGGAGGAGGAGGAGGAGGAGGAGGAGGAGGAGGAGGAGGAGGAGGAGGAGGAGAAGGGUGAGGAGGGGGGAAAGAAGAAAGAGAAGAAGGUCGCCAAUACCCACGAAGAAGGAUAUACUGUUUCGCUGUUCCCUGAUCAGCAGGGCCAAAUCCAAUACAUUGGCCCUUCAAGCUCAUUUGAACUCCAUGGGAAAUUGAGGAUGCUGUUGGGAAGCUACGUGAGCUUCGAGUUCAUGAUAUUCGGCCACAACGCCGCUGACCAGCCUAGCACAUCGGACACAUCCAGCGACCCCCAAAUGGGUAGCGGGAGGGAUCUGCGAGAAAGCAGGGAGUUGAGCAAUGUGCCCAGCGACUGUAUUUCCCUUUCACACCUGAGGCACAACGAUGGGGCCAUUCUGGAUCGGAGAUAUGGUGACAUCGACCAGUCAUCUAAAAUGAAAGGAUUAUGGCUUUGCGGGACAUUACCCCCAGGACUUUAUGAAAUGGUCGCAGCAGCUUGUGCUGCUCUUGGCGUCGACGUGCAAAGCGUUAAAUCAAGCGGGGACGGGGAUCCUUUCGGGCCUAAUGUUAAGGCAGCUCCGGAAUCCAAGACUGCCAGGUACCAUGCGGACGUGGGGCGUGGUAGUGGUGGAACUCAACUCGAUGAGGGAGCAUUUGGGAUCGAUGCCUCAGUCUACUACUAUCGCCUCGAUGUCAUGGCCAACUCCGUCCACCGUGAACUUUGUCCUUCCUACUCCGUAGUAUCCUGCAUGUCGGUCAAGGGGACAGAGCGCAAACCGUUAAUUCACUCUCAUUUCUCCGACAACCUCAAUUUUAAUACGGGAUCAUAUCCCAAACCGGUUGCCAUACGGAUGUUGAUUACACUGCCCGGGGAAAGUGAGCAGAUGGGGUUUCUGAAGUCGCAGGAAGGCUACCCCGUCCACCGCAAUAGCGGACCUUGCAUGGGGCAAAAAUGGGCCGGCCGGCCUGUUAGAUGA